Paramecium primaurelia is the source of this 951-nucleotide messenger RNA. NCBI's taxonomy places the organism in Eukaryota, Ciliophora, Oligohymenophorea, Peniculida, Parameciidae. The record is from the annotation of a GenBank genome assembly.
AUGAAUUAAUUUACAUAGAUUAUCAAGAAUAAGAAAAUAUAAUUACAGAAAUAAAGGAGUAAAUAACACAAGUAGAGAGUUUUUAAAUUCAGGUUAUACUCGAUAAUAAUGAAUAGUAUAGUUUUAUGGUUGAAUUUAAGCCUUUAUAUUCAUAAUAAUAAGGAAAACUAUUGAAUUAAACAUAGAAGAAUACGGUUUAGCAAUGAAUUAAAACAAUAAUCUGUUAUAAAUGGAUUUUUUGCUAAUUUUAUCAAUACACUUAAUUGUUACAAGAAAAAAUACCUCUUUUUUCCUGGAUUAGAUACCUUGAUAAAAAAAUAGUAAUCUAACCUUUUAUCAAAUCAAAAAUAUAUUAAUGAUUAGAAGUUAAAGUAUUAAUUGAAAUUAUUCAUCCUUUUAAAGUAAUCAUCAUUAUUUUUGGUAGAAAAUUGGGCUCAAUCUUUUUUUUUAUUUUAAUCAUCUAAAUAAAGGGGAAAAACCAUUUUCAUAAAAAAAUAUCUGAGCAUGAUAAAUAUGUAGUUGUAUUAUUCAUAUAUAAGGUGGUUUAAAAGUGAUAUCAGCAAGAAAGGUUAAAUCAUUUUAAUUAUGGCACCAAAUUCUUAAUCAGGGGCGGAGGAUUCAAAGUGCGCUUGGAUAGUUAAAUAAAAAUCUAGGUUGAAGCACAUGGGUAUCGUAUGUGUUUUAUAAAUAGCUAUUUCUUCACUUUUUAAUUAAGGAGAAUCUCAAUUGAAUUACUACAUUAUUUAAAUGAAUCAUUUUUAAAUAAAAGAAUAUCAAAUUUAAAUCUAUCUUAAAGAUUACUCUUAUUUUUCCCUCAUUUGUAUAACAGUUAAAAGAAAAUACUAUUUAAUAAAUGCAAAAACACUUUAAAUAAUUUAGCAUAUUAGGGAAUUAUAUAGGGAUGAUUAGUUCAAAAAUUAUGAAUAACCAAUCAGUUAUCUUUUUAAAUGA